Helianthus annuus (common sunflower) is the source of this 1751-nucleotide messenger RNA. RefSeq names its product endoglucanase 24. Gene Ontology annotation, biological process: carbohydrate metabolic process. The record is from RefSeq and is a predicted model, not a curated record. Gene Ontology annotation, molecular function: hydrolase activity, hydrolyzing O-glycosyl compounds. Lineage: Eukaryota; Viridiplantae; Streptophyta; Magnoliopsida; Asterales; Asteraceae. The transcript is spliced from 4 exons. Bases 40 to 1542 code for a protein of 500 amino acids.
AACCCCUCGACACAUUUGUUACGUUAUGCAAGAAAGAAUAUGAAGCCUCUCGCUUCACGUUUCUUGGUCCCAUUUCUUCUCCAACUUUCAGUUUUAAUUCUCCAUUUUUCCGUCACAGAUUCCAGUUACCUAAUCUAUGGCGAAGCGCUUACCAAAUCGAUCUUGUUUUUCGAAGGCCAGCGUUCCGGUUUCCUCCCCAACGACCAGCGGAUGAAAUGGCGAUGGAAUUCGGCCCUCGGAGACGGUUCGGCCAUCAAUGCCGACCUCACCGGCGGUUAUUACGACGCCGGCGACAAUAUUAAGUUCGGUUUUCCGAUGGCGUUUACGACGACGAUGUUGGCGUGGAGUGUGAUUGAGUUCGGAGAGUUGAUGCCGCCGGUGGAAUUGAGGAAUACGCUGGUGGCGAUACGGUGGUCCACGGAUUAUUUGCUGAAGACGGUGGCGCAACCGGGUCGGAUUGUUGUACAGGUUGGUGAUCCAGUAAUGGAUCAUAACUGUUGGGAAAGGGCAGAAGACAUGGACACGGAUAGGACGGUGUACAUAGUGGAUGCACCAAACCCGGCCUCAGAUGUGGCGGGGGAGACAGCAGCAGCUCUAGCAGCUUCAUCCAUUGCAUUCCGCUCUUCUGAUCCAGCCUAUUCCCAGACCCUUCUAACAACAGCCACCCGAGUCUUUGAAUUUGCUGAUACUUACAGGGGGGCUUACAGUGAUAACACCAACAUCAGGAGUGGUGUUUGCCCUUUUUACUGUGAUUUUGAUGGAUAUCAGGAUGAAUUGUUGUGGGGAGCAGCAUGGUUAAGAAGGGCUUCAGAGGGUGCAAACUACCUUGAUUACAUACAAAACAAUGCUAAAACACUUGGAGCUGAUGAGAACAUCAAUGAGUUUGGAUGGGACAACAAGCAUGCUGGUCUAAACGUUCUUGUUUCCAAGGAAGUUUUGGAAGGGAAUGUGUACGCUUUGGAGUCUUACAAAGCAUCAGCUGAAAGCUUCAUGUGCAUACUACUACCGGACUCGUCUUCACCUCACAUUCAAUACACCCCGGGCGGCCUAAUUUUCCGGCCCGGUGGAAGCAAUUUACAACAUUCAACAACAAUCGCAUUCCUCUUGCUAGUUUAUGCAAAAUAUUUAGACCGGUCACCAGGGCCAGUAGUAAAUUGUGGUAACAUAAGUGUGGGAUCCGCUUACCUUCGCGGAAUGGCCAAACGCCAAGUGGAUUACAUACUAGGUGAAAACCCUAAUGGGAUGUCGUAUAUGGUAGGGUAUAGCAAUAGGUAUCCGCAACGGAUUCAUCAUCGAGGAUCAUCCCUACCAUCGAUUUGGGACCAUCCUCAACCCAUUCGGUGUAAAGAUGGCACUUUUUAUUUCAACUCAUCUAACCCUAACCCCAAUGUUUUGGUUGGUGCCAUAGUUGGUGGACCGGGAGAGGAUGACACGUAUGACGAUGAUCGAGUUGAUUUUAGAAAAUCCGAGCCCACAACAUACAUUAACGCACCAUUUGUUGGCGUGUUAGCGUUCUUUGCGGCUAAUCCUAACCCUAGUUAGCUGUGUUGUUGCACUAGAGACGUUUUUGAUGUUAUGAAAUAUGAAGGUCGGAUUAUAUGUCACCAAACAAACGUUUGGGAAGGAAGUCUCUCGUCUUGUGCUAAGCCAAGAGAGCAGAGAUAUAUAUAGUUUUGUUUUUAUGUUCUCAAAUGCAAUAUCUGAUUUGUAGUUUUAUUAUAUGAAUUUUAGUAAUAGAUUUCAGGUGAUUA